CUGCUCCCCACUAGCCUUUCUUCCACAUGGCUGCUUUACUUCAAGCUGUCUCUGCAAUCAUGUCUGACAAACCCGACAUCACAGAAGUCACAACCUUUGACAAGUCCAAGCUGAAGAAGACUGAGACCGCUGAGAAAAACCCACUGCCCACCAAAGAAAUCAUCGAGCAGGAAAAAGCAGAGUCUUCAUGAAAGCCGACCCAGAAUGUGUUGGAGGCCUCCUUUUUGUCAACUGAAUAUCACCGCAUUUACUUUCUUAUUUUUUUUUGGGAGGG
This is a messenger RNA of Nerophis ophidion (straightnose pipefish), 274 nucleotides long. RefSeq names its product thymosin beta-12-like. NCBI's taxonomy places the organism in Eukaryota, Metazoa, Chordata, Actinopteri, Syngnathiformes, Syngnathidae. The coding region runs from base 27 to 191 and encodes 54 amino acids. Gene Ontology annotation, biological process: regulation of cell migration; actin filament organization. Gene Ontology annotation, molecular function: actin monomer binding. Gene Ontology annotation, cellular component: cytoplasm. The transcript has a single exon. The record is from RefSeq and is a predicted model, not a curated record.